This is a messenger RNA of Fundulus heteroclitus (mummichog), 2289 nucleotides long. RefSeq names its product glutathione hydrolase 5 proenzyme. Gene Ontology annotation, biological process: inflammatory response; glutathione catabolic process; leukotriene D4 biosynthetic process. Gene Ontology annotation, molecular function: leukotriene-C(4) hydrolase activity; glutathione gamma-glutamate hydrolase. Gene Ontology annotation, cellular component: plasma membrane. The transcript has 12 exons. Lineage: Eukaryota; Metazoa; Chordata; Actinopteri; Cyprinodontiformes; Fundulidae. The coding region runs from base 55 to 1731 and encodes 558 amino acids. The record is from RefSeq and is a predicted model, not a curated record.
ACGCUCACUCAGUUUGGUUCAUCAUUAGCCGGGUUACAGUGUCAGCAGAGAGGAAUGGCGAGAUCCAAGGCUAGGGUGUACACUUGUUGCGCGCUGCUGCUGCUGCUUCUUAUCGCCAUCAUUGUGGUAAUCAUAUUCUGCACUAGGCCUACGAGGAGGACGGAGUCCAAAUGCCCGAAUGGCACUUUCUCCAAAGCCGCUGUGGCCGCAGACACAAGGAAGUGCUCAGAGAUUGGAAGGGACAUUCUUCAGAGAGGCGGCUCAGCGGUAGAUGGCGCCAUUGCUGCGCUUUUGUGCACGGGCAUUAUGAACCCACAGAGCGCUGGGAUCGGAGGGGGCUCUAUCUUCACAGUGAUGGACAGCUCUGGUAAUGUGAAGAUCAUCAACUCCAGGGAGACGGCACCGUCAAAGGUGAACCCUGACCUGCUGAACUACUGCCCCAAGUCCUUUAAACUGAUCUCAGGUGGUAUAUGGAUUGGGGUCCCAGGGGAAAUUCGAGGCUACGAAAUGGCGCACAAACUUUAUGGAAAACUGCCGUGGGCCGACCUCUUUCAGCCGACCAUCAAGCUGGCCAGAGAGGGAUUCCCUAUUCCUCUAGUCCAAGGCUUAUCAAUCCAAAGCAUUGACAAAAACCAGACGCAGUCCCUGUGGAACAUAUUUUCAGAUAAAAAUGGAAAUCUGCUUAAGGCUGGAGAGAUUAUCAAAUUUGAGAAACUGGCCGACACGUUGGAGAUGAUUGCAAAUAAUGGAGCGGACGUCUUCUUCACUGGAAAGAUAGCAGAGGAUUUAGUCCAUGAUGUGCAGGAGGCAGGAGGAGUCCUGACACUGGAGGACUUGGCAUCAUAUAAGGCUACAGUAACUGAUGCGUGGGUUGUCCCUAUGGGAGAGUACCAGAUGUACAUCCCCCCACCCCCCUCAGGAGGAGCACUCCUCAGCCUCAUCCUCAACAUUAUGAAAGGGUAUCAGAUGAAGUCAUCUCCUCAGUCUACUGAUCAAAAGGUCCAGUUUUAUCACCGCUAUGUUGAAGCUUUUAAAUUUGCCAACGGACUAAAGAAGCACAUUCGGGAUCCAAACUUCAAAUCAGAAAAAAUUGCAAAUCAAAUAAAAGAAGGUAGCUUUGCUAACUACAUACGGAGCCUGAUCAGCAGCAACAGGACACACGAUCCGGAGUUUUACAACCUCACCUCGUAUCUGGACAGCAUGGGUACCACACACUUGUCUGUCCUGGCUGAAGACGGAUCAGCCGUCGCUGUCACCAGCACCAUCAACUACAUAUUUGGCUCCAGGGUCUACUCUCCAAGCACUGGAAUCAUCCUAAACAAUGAGCUGACGGACUUUUGUGGAAGGGCCGAUAACAUCUCUCCUGGGGAGCAGCCCCCUUCCUCCAUGGCCCCCGCUGUGCUGAAGUCUGGUUCGGAGAUACUAGUGACGGGAGCGAGUGGUGGGAGCAUGAUCACAACGGGGCUGGCCUCUGCCCUCAUCAACCACCUUUGGUUUGGAAAGAGCCUUAAGGAGGCAAUUGCUACUCCUGUUGUCUUUGUUGACUCUGAAAACUCAGUGAAGUUUGAACCCAACUUUGACAAGGAUGUAAUCAAGGCUCUUGAAGCACUGGGGCACAACCAGAAACAAGCAACCAGAUUCUACAACGUGGUUAAUGCUGUGGAGAAAAAGGGCGGCUGUGUCUGUGCUGUGUCUGAUUACAGGAAACGAGGAGAAGCAGCUGGUUAUUGACACCAAGAGUCAUGCUGGCUGCAGAGGAUGUCCUGAAAAUGACUGAGAUCCUCCUGCAGCAGAAGGUGCCUGUUGUUCUCGGACAUCAGUGAAUAAGACGGAAAAACAAGUUUCAUUUGCGGAGGCUUUGCAGUAACAUGUCUUCCUGUGACUGGAAUAGGCUCACAAACACUGUAACAAGCUGUCACCAUGGAAAAAACAAGACUCUUUUUGUCACUUCUUGUGUGUUUUGUAGGAGCAAGUCUUGGAUAUUUUUUGCCCUUCCUUGAAUAUUUUCUAAUGAUAUGAAGGUCAUUGUCAUCAUGCACAAAGUCUCUCAAUUAACUUCUUUUUUUUUUUUUUUUUUUUACAUGUAAAUAGAUCUCAUGAAUACAUGACUAGCACGUUUUGUGUAAAUACCUGAUUUUAAAUAUUAGCUCCAAUUCCUUCUUUUAGUUGUACUCCACUGUUUAUUGAAUUUUCUGUAUUUGCUGCAAUAGAAUAUAAACUUUUUUGUAAUUUAGGUAGGAGAUAUGAUUUCUCUGUUGGCUUUAUGUACAUUAAAUUGACUGAAAAGAA